GCCUCACAGCCUUACCUCAAAUCUCGAGGUUGCGGAAGGGAUGUUGCUGGCUUCCCUCUUUAUGUUAAUUCAUACCCUUCAUCCCUCUUUUUUUCCCUCGACAAGGUCAUCUAGUCCUCGGAGACUGUAGCGCACUUCACAUCAUGACAGAUGCAGCUCGCAAAGCGCGCUCGGCAAUCUGCCACAAGUGUCGUGCUACGACCAAGAGGCUUUUCACCUGCAUUCAAUGCAACAAUCUGGCAUUCUGUGAUGAUUGCUGGUCUGAAUGGGAGCUUCACGAGCCGGGCGCUGUCGGCUGGGAUGGUAGACCGCACGAGAAAUCCAAUCCCCAGGUGGUCCAAAGACUGCGCGAGAUCCUGGAACCUACCCGCUCGGCGACAGAGCACGAAAUCGAAUUCCAAUCUGAUGAGGAUACCACAUGGUUUGGGGUUGGGCGAGACUCAUCCAACCAACCCAUAUUGCAGGAUUACGGCCGAUUCGCCACAUUAAUGAGCGACAACCUAUCCUCAGACCAUGGGAACCGUUAUCCUCAGCUGGUGUCCUUCAUUGGGCAAACAGGGGCUGGAAAAAGCACGCUGAUCAAAAUGCUGAUUGACCGGCUUGCUAUGCUUGUCCGCGGGGGGAAAUAUCCGUCUCCCGUUACCUCGUCCAACAACGACCGCCUUCCGACGACUGGCGAUGUUCACCUGUAUGCUGAUCCGAUGUCUUACAAUACCCAAGCGCCUGUGCUAUACGCAGACUGCGAGGGCUUAGAUGGUGGGGAAGCUGUGCCGGCAGGUCUGCGACAUCGCACAAAGGGAAAAGAGGAGGCUCUAGGGAUCCUCAACGAUGUCACAAAUGUCAUGGGCAAGACUGGUCUGGGCAGAUCAUCAAAACCCUCAACUGCUAGCCGCUCUUCUGGAGUAAUUGAUACAUCCUCGAAACGGAAGUUCGGAAAAUCGCGCUACGCAUCUCAGCGGGACCUCGAAUGGGCAAUUACCCCAGAAACGAAAAAGAGAGAGUACGCAGUCACACAGCUUUAUCCCAGACUUCUCUACACCUUCUCAGAUGUGGUUGUCUUUGUCCUGAGAGAUCCCAGGGCUUUCGAAUCUACCGUCCUCGACAAACUCUUGGAAUGGGGCUCGGCUUCGAUCGACAAGUCGCUGAACCAGCCCGCGCUCCCCCACGCAGUCAUUGUUCUCAAUGCAACAGACAAUGUGGAUGAUGAUGAAUGGAAUAUUGAUACCGCGACUGCCCGUCUUCUUGAUGACAUCAGCGGAGCGAUCUUUCGCGAGCCUCGAUUCGAAGAGCAGGCCAGGCUUUGGCAGGCAAUUGGCCGAACCAUCAACACUACCAAAGACUUACUCGACUGCUACUACGCUUCAAUCACCGUGAUACGAGUUCCGUCUCGUGGUCGCUACAUGCUCAUGGACGAUCAGAUGGGAAAGCUCUUUGAGCUGAUCAACAAAAAAUGCCAAGCGUCUUUACUGACCAAGAAGCGUGUUCGAAUGCUGGCAACUGCAGACAAGUUGCAGGUCUACCUCCACGCAGCUUAUGAUCACUUCUCUCGUGAUCUGGACACUCCUUUUGACUUUGUCAAAGAAGCACUGAAACACAACCCAAUUCCACAAGACUUUAGUGGCAACAUCUUGAAUUUGGCAAUUUCCAUUAGUAACAAUUCAACACAAAUUGCCCAGCAAGGCGGAGGAACUCAACAGAUCUUCGAAAAGAUGGUGCCAAUGAUAUCAUCUUGCAUUAUGCUCGACUCAGUUCGUCAAAACAUUCUAGGAACCCCUGUGAGACUUCUCGACGACGCGUACGUGGAUUUCUGCAAUGUCGCCCUCGAAGGCUAUGCGGAUAUCUAUGCGCCGUGCACCUUCUCUCAUCCCAAAUAUGGAAAGUGUUACAACGUCAAGUUUGGACACGAUCCAAAAGGUCACCAGAACAAACAUGGACGUAUCUUUGCAGCGGGCAAUUAUCAAUCAGACGUUGACAUCCAAGACUUUGCGGGUCAGUGGAUUGAUCAAAUUCGAAAUCACCUGCGUCAGCUUCAUGCCAGGUUCCAAGAAGCCACCUCACGAGUACGCGAGCAAAGCGAACAAAAGGUCGCUGCCGACCUCCAUAGGUAUCAACUCAAUGACUUUUAUUUCUCUUUGGGUAAUGCUCAUACGACAGUUGAGAUGAAAAGGUGCCCACUUCAUGAACGGGAAACAAUGUGGGAGCCUGCAUGGACGGUUGUGGUCAAACCACAAUUUGCGGGCGCUCGAGUAUUGUGUCUUGACGGUGGUGGAGUACGAGGGAUUGUAGAGCUUCACGUUCUUAGAGCCAUUGAAAGAGUGUUCGGUGAGAGACUCCCGAUACAGCUAUUUUUCGAUUUGAUUGUCGGGACGAGCACGGGAGGAAUCAUUGCUCUUGGGCUAGGAGUCAAUAAUUGGUCGGUGGAGGAAUGCAUCAAGACAUUCAAACAUCUUUGUGCAGACGCCUUCAGGCCACGGGAAUUGUCAGGCAUUCCGCUGCUUGAGAAGCUUGUCACGAUCAACCACGGAAGUAUCUACAAGACCAAGCCUUUUGAGGCUCUUCUGCGGGAGAAGUUCCAGGAUCGGCCACUCUUCGGGGGAGCUAAUGAUCAUAGCCAGAGCGAAAUGCUCACGAAAGUGGCUGUAACCUCAACAACUUCUAUCGAUCAACACUCAGUCAUUCUCACGAACUACAACCGGCCGGAUGUGAUGGAGGAUGAGCUUCCUUAUCGGCUCUUUCGAUCGAACGAGCCAAGUCAAGAGUUCAAGGCAUGGGAGGCGGCCCGAGCAACGUCCGCUGCACCUCCAUUUUUCAAAUCAUUCACGAAGGCAGACACCAAAAGCAGCUACCUCGAUGGCGCGCUCUACCAUAAUUGCCCAGUACUGGUGGCUCACCAUGAAAGACGAAUGAUAUGGCCCGACAUCGCCGACACUGUGCCUGACAUUCUCUUAUCUAUCGGUACGGGUAUGAACGGUCUUGAUUCUGAGAGCCAGACUACUCCCCAUAGAACGGAGAUAUCGAAAGGCGGCGAGACCGUGACCAAGCGCAAGAGAACGUUCUUGCCAGUACAGCUAGCUCAAAUCGCUGCCGAUCGUUUUGAUCGAAUACUCUCGUGCAACGCGAUAUGGUCCGAUUUCAAGACUGAUAUCCUGUCGCAGAACUCACAUGUGACCAGAGAUAGUCACCGCAGACAUAUCCGUGUCAACCCUGACCUGCGGUUCAAGGUCCCCCGUCUAGACGCGGUCAAUGAGCUGGAGAGUCUAGAAAGAGCGACAAAACGAUACCUCAAUAUGAACCGGGGCAAGAUCAAAGAAAUUGCACACAGGCUGGUCGCAAGCUGUUUCUUCUUCGAGAAAGAUGCGGGAUCAGUGAGACAAGUGAAAGAAGGCUUCGAGUGCACAGGCCGCAUCCACUGCAGAUUUGCCAAUUCGUCCAACGAGAUGAAGUAUAUAGGCGAAUUCCUCCGCACAUGUCUGAGAGGCGACUUCGAACCAUACUUCGUCGUAGAAGAGACAGGGACGCUGCCUGAUGAUGCUUCGAAGAUACCUGUCCUGGAAGCAAGCAUCACUGACAUGUAUCUCCGAGGCACAUUCAAGCUCAAGAGGAUUCGUGUCGUGGUCAGCAAAGAGCUAUCAACCACAAACAUAUUUCUGUGUUUGCGGACAGAGCUGUACCCACACUCCAGCAACGCAUUCCUCCCAAUCAGCGGAUUUCCUAGAGAGCUGAUGAGCGAAGACAGUCAAAGGAAGGCACAAACGCCUCGUUCAAAUAAGCUUCUGAAGAGUGUCGCUGAGCUUCGCAAGGCAAAUACGCAACGGUAUAAAAGUAUGAGGGAACGCACUGGCGCUGUGUCAGGCAUUCACGACCAUCUGCAUGACUCCAGUUCCUCCUUAAGCCUCAAGGCGCGGGUAUCGGGAGACUCGAGCCGCUCAGCUCCUAUGACCCCAAGCGACGUGGGCAAGUGGUCGGCGACGAAAGAUGAGUUGCUAAGCCCCGAGAAGUUCAUAUUUGAAUUAGAAGCAUAGCUGGUUUGUUAG
Molecule: messenger RNA, 4034 nt
Organism: Colletotrichum acutatum
Lineage: Eukaryota; Fungi; Ascomycota; Sordariomycetes; Glomerellales; Glomerellaceae
Exons: 11
Coding region: 144-4022 (1292 amino acids)
Biological process (GO): arachidonate metabolic process
Cellular component (GO): membrane
Source: RefSeq, a predicted model, not a curated record